AUCGGAAUCGAUUGCAGAUUUAGCAUGUGCCAGCCCACCGGCAUUAGAUGAUAAACACAAGAGCUUCGAGCCCAAUUCCUCUCCCCCCGCAUCUGGAGCUUUUUUCUGCUCCAUCUCCGUUCCAGCAUUCAAACAUCAGAGAUGGCUUCAGAAAAGAAAUCCGUCCUCAUUACGGGCUGUACGCCCGGAGGCAUUGGCCAUGCUCUAGCCUUGGAGUUCCAUCGCAAAGGCUGUCAUGUCAUUGCUACAGCACGUAAUCCCGAUGUGCUCAAGGAUUUGGCGGCCAUGGGCAUGAGCGCCGUCCAGCUGGAUGUCACCAACGGCGACAGCAUCAGGGCUUGCAAGGCCGAGGUUGCCAACAUCACCGGCGGCAAGCUUGAUGUUCUUGUCAACAAUGCCGGCCGGACUCACACCAUCCCGGCUCUAGACAUUGAGAUAGACGAUGUCCGGCAGACGUAUGAGACCAACGUCUUUGGCCCCAUGUUCACGACCAAGGAAUUCGCCGAGCUCCUCAUCGCCGCGCGAGGCCUCGUCGUCAACGUCUCCUCCAUCAGCUCCAUCAGCCCUUACAUCUUCGGCUCCGUCUACGCCUCCACCAAGGGAGCCAUCAACAGCUACUCGCGCGUGCUCCGCCUGGAGCUCAAGCCCUUCAACGUCCGCGUCAUGGUCGCCAUGGCCGGCACCGUGCGGUCUCAGAUCGCCAGCCACCAGCACCGCGCGCUGCCCAGCACGUCGCUCUACAUGCCCAUCAACGACUUUUUCCAGCGCCGUCUGGUCUUUAGCCAGAACAAUGCCACGGUGCCGACUGAGGUGUUUGCGAGGAAGCUCGUGGCUUCGGCGCUCAAGGGAGAGGGAUAUCUUGGGGGCUUGAUCGGUGGCUCGCCGGAUUGGUUUUGGGCGGGAGGAUUCUCGACGCAGGUUUGGCUGCUUUCGAUGGUCCCGGCCUGGGUUUCUGAGUGGGCGAUGGGUGUGUUCUUUGGAAUUGCCAGCUUGAAGAGGACUAUCACUCAGGCACGUCUGAAGCAGAAUUAGACUUGGGGAUGAGGGUUACCAGAGUGCCCGAUACGGCCGGUCCAAAGCGGGCUUUUUGUUUGGGAGGUCCGAUGUAGGGGCUUUCUCUUAUUGUUUAAUAUCAUGAGUCACUACCCAUUUCGUAUUGUAUUGUUGGAGAGUGCCUUUGUCAUUGGAUGGUGGCUAAUGCACCUAUCACAGCUCGGGGAUUUCCUUAUAUGGUAACCUGGAAAUCCCUUGCUGCACCACCGUAAACGAUGCUUGACUCGCCGCAGAUUAAUAUUCAAUAAAGAAUCAUAGCCACAUCGAUACCAAUAGACGAUUCAAUUAAAUUGCACC
Trichoderma harzianum CBS 226.95 is the source of this 1350-nucleotide messenger RNA. RefSeq lists its product as hypothetical. NCBI's taxonomy places the organism in Eukaryota, Fungi, Ascomycota, Sordariomycetes, Hypocreales, Hypocreaceae. The coding region runs from base 142 to 1032 and encodes 296 amino acids. The transcript is spliced from 4 exons. Gene Ontology annotation, biological process: phosphatidic acid biosynthetic process; triglyceride catabolic process. Gene Ontology annotation, cellular component: endoplasmic reticulum; lipid droplet. Gene Ontology annotation, molecular function: acylglycerone-phosphate reductase (NADP+) activity; triacylglycerol lipase activity. The record is from RefSeq and is a predicted model, not a curated record.